GCCACCUUCCUCCUCCCUUCUCCUCCGCCGCCGUCGUCUUCUUCUUCCAAUCCUCCUCCGCCGUCACUCCCUCUCUCUCUCUCUCACUCACUUAUAUACACCCCCCACUUUCUCUCAAGUCCAAGCACUCUCUCUAUUCAUUCUCUUCCCUCUCUCUCUGUUUGCUGCGUUCGCAUGGCCCUCGUCCGCCACCGCCGGCAGCUCAACCUCCGCCUCCCCUUGCCGGAGCCCUCCGACCUCCUCCUCCUCCCGCCCUUCCCCGCCCCCGCCGCCGCUCCCCCCGCUGCCAUCUCCGCCUCCGACCUCGAGACCCUCCACGUCCUCGGCCACGGCAACGGGGGCACCGUCUACAAGGUCCGGCACAGGCGCACCUCCGCCGUCUACGCCCUCAAGGUCGUCCGCUCCGGCUCCGACGCCUCCACCCGCCGCGGCGCCCGGCGCGAGGCCGAGGUCCUGCGCCGCGCAGCCGGGUGCCCCCACGUCGUCGGCUGCCACGGCUCCUUCGAGGAGGCGUGCGGGGACGUCGCCAUCGUCCUCGAGUACAUGGACCUGGGGACCCUGGAGUCGGUGCUCCGUAGCUACGGCCCGUUCGGCGAGCCGGACCUGGCCGACGUGGCUCGCCAGGUCCUGAACGGUCUCGACCACCUCCACUCGCGCAAGAUCAUACACCGAGACAUCAAGCCGUCGAAUCUGCUCGUGAAUUCGAAGAUGGAGGUCAAGAUCGCUGACUUCGGAGUGAGCAAGAUCAUGUGCAGGACGCUCGAAGCGUGCGACUCGUACGUCGGCACGUGCGCUUACAUGAGCCCGGAGCGGUUCGACCCGGACUCCAACGGCGGCAGUUAUAACGGUUAUGCCGGAGACGUGUGGGGGCUGGGGCUGACCCUGCUGGAGCUGUACUUGGGCUACUUCCCGUUCCUGGACCCGGGGCAGCGGCCCGACUGGGCCAGCCUCGUGUGCGCGAUCUGCUUCGGCGAGGUGCCGAGCCUGCCGGAGCGGGCGAGCGGCGAGUUCCGGAGCUUCGUCGAGUGCUGCCUGCAGAAGGAGUCCGGCAAGAGGUGGACGGUGGCACAACUUCUGACCCACCCGUUUGUGUGCAAGGAUCCGAUAUCCGGGGCAUGAAGGGCGGGUCGACCCGAGUGAAGAGUCCGACAUCAUUCGGACCUCCUCUUUUUUUUUUUCCCCUUUAGAGAUUUUGAUUUUGUGCAUAAUGGGCGAAUUUUAGGAUUUACAUUCCUUUGUCCUAAAUUUGAUCGAUGAAUGUUCAUGACAAUGGAAGAGCAUCUUUU
Syzygium oleosum is the source of this 1286-nucleotide messenger RNA. Its product is annotated as mitogen-activated protein kinase kinase 9-like. Lineage: Eukaryota; Viridiplantae; Streptophyta; Magnoliopsida; Myrtales; Myrtaceae. Gene Ontology annotation, molecular function: protein serine/threonine kinase activity; ATP binding. The coding region runs from base 175 to 1119 and encodes 314 amino acids. The transcript has a single exon. Gene Ontology annotation, biological process: protein phosphorylation. Gene Ontology annotation, cellular component: cytoplasm. The record is from RefSeq and is a predicted model, not a curated record.